GUUUGGAAAUCGCGCUGCUGGGCUCUGUGCGCCGCAUGGACGCGGUCGGUGUACCUGGUUCAUGGAGAUCAAGAGCGACUCUCCCUGGUACCUCUCCUGGACUUGAUCAGCCACUGGACCCCCUCGGAGGCGACGGCCGAGGCCUGGUCCUGCUUCUACGAGCUGCGAUCGGAUGCAGUGGAAGUGAUUGCCGAAAGGUCCAUCGCCCGCGGCGAGGAGCUCACUUUACUUUUCGGCCACUUCUCGGAUGCCGAGCUCCUCUGCAGCUAUGGCAUUCCUGCUGGCGCACCGGCCAGGAAUGCCUUCGAUGAAGCUGGGGUCGCCAUUGGCCCAUAUGUUCUCAUGUCGCCUCCGGAUCCGGAGCAGCCAAGGCCUCCAGAUCCAUCACUUGUGUCUGCGCGGGCGGCAUGUCUGACACGACAUGGCUGGUCCAGCUUGGAUAGCUCCCUGCUUUUCACAUUGCCGCAAGACUUGCGUCCUUCGGGUGGUAUGUUGGCGUUGUCGCGAAUUCUCGCACUGAAGUCUGCUGAAGAGAUCACGGAGAUGGAAGACGUGAUCUUCUGGAUGGACACGCCAGGUGCGGAGGCGCCGAAGCGUCUUGGCCGAGGGCUUGCUGAGCAAAGCUGGCGACGAGUUGAGGGGUGGCUGCAGGAGGCGCUCUCCAAAGCCACCAUGAAAGCCUCGGACUACACAGACGAGAUGUCGGAUUGGCUUGACCAGGACCAGCGGCGGCUAGCAGAAGCUGUUUGCUCUGUGCUUGUCGGUGAAGCUGCCGUGGUCGCUACUGCGCUGGAGGCUGUCGAGAAACGUCUCCAGCGCAUUCAGCGCCAGAAGGGGAAGGCCCCGAGUGCCGAAGCCUGGCGGCGGCGCCAGGAGCGACGGCGCGAGGCAUGGUCCGUCGAAGUCCGACGAGUGGACCCAUUCGACGAAGCGGAUGAU
Messenger RNA from Symbiodinium necroappetens, 939 nucleotides. Lineage: Eukaryota; Dinophyceae; Suessiales; Symbiodiniaceae. The record is from the annotation of a GenBank genome assembly.